AUGGGUGACCGCGAAAGCCUUGCCGUCCGAAGCAAUGAUGCACCUCGCCAACUCCAUCUCACAGCAUUCAUGCGCCCUGUCUCCCUUCAUACUGGCGCAUGGAGAUAUCCUGGCGCAUAUCCGGACGCCAACUUCAACCUUUCGCACCUCAAAUCCUUUAUCAAGAAACUGGAAGGUGCCAAAUUCGACGCAUUCUUCAUGGCCGAUCAUCUUGCCGUGCUGAAUAUGCCAAUUGAAGCACUCAAGCGAAGCCACACGGUCACCUCUUUCGAGCCGUUUACUCUCCUCUCCGCUCUCUCGCAGGUCACGGACAAAAUCGGCCUGGCAGCAACAGCAUCAACAACCUACGACGAGCCAUAUCACAUUGCACGCCGCUUCGCAUCCCUUGACCAUAUUAGUAACGGCCGUGCAGCAUGGAAUAUUGUCACUACUGGAAAUCCAGAGUCAGCCAAGAAUUUCGGUCGAGACGAGCAUAUGGAUCACUCAGAUCGUUACAAGCGUGCACGAGAAUUCUACGAUGUUGUCACAGGUCUGUGGGACAGCUUUGCAGAUGAUGCAUUCGUUCGCGACGUUGAGUCAGGCACAUAUGUUGAUCCAGACAAGAUUCACGUCUUGAACCAUGCAGGAGACGAACUGAAGGUCAGAGGCCCACUCAAUAUCGCACGACCCGUUCAAGGCUGGCCUGUUAUUGUGCAAGCCGGUCAAUCCGAGCCUGGAAAGCAGCUUGCCGGAGAAACAGCCGAAGCAGUGUUCUGUUCUCCGAAAGACAUCGAAUCCGCAAAAGCAUUGUACGCCGACAUCAAAGGACGCGCGGUUGUUGCUGACCGCGAUCGCAAUCAUAUUAAGAUCCUGCCAGCUGCUUUCAUCGUUGUAGGCAACAGUGUCAAAGAUGCGCAAGAGAAACGACUUAAACUCGACAGCUCAGUUCACUACGACAGCGGCAUAGCUUCAUUGUCAAUCGCGCUCGGGACAGAUGCAUCCAAAUUUGAUCCGGACAAGCCACUCCCCGCUGACAUUCCUGAGACCAACGCCAGCAAGACAAGUCGUGCGGGGGUUUUGAAAGUGGCUGCAGAGGAAGGCUUAACAGUCAGACAGCUUGCACAGCGGCAAGGAGGGUAUUCCGGGCUUGCAUUCGUGGGGACACCUGAGAGCAUUGCAGAUAGCAUGCAGCUGUGGUUGAACGAAGAGGCGUGCGAUGGGUUCACGAUCGCAUUGCCGUUCUUGCCCGAAGGCCUAGACGAUGUGACUCAACGGUUGGUGCCUGAGUUGCAGCGACGUGGGAUCUUCCGAAAAGAUUACGAGGGAACAACGCUUCGGGAGCAUCUUGGUCUUCCACGGCCAAAGAAUCGUUUCUUCGAGUGA
This is a messenger RNA of Fonsecaea multimorphosa CBS 102226, 1362 nucleotides long. RefSeq lists its product as uncharacterized. The transcript has a single exon. The record is from RefSeq and is a predicted model, not a curated record. NCBI's taxonomy places the organism in Eukaryota, Fungi, Ascomycota, Eurotiomycetes, Chaetothyriales, Herpotrichiellaceae. Gene Ontology annotation, molecular function: monooxygenase activity; oxidoreductase activity, acting on paired donors, with incorporation or reduction of molecular oxygen. The coding region runs from base 1 to 1362 and encodes 453 amino acids.